AUGUCUACCUCAGUCAUACCAGCCGAGCCCCAGCUCGCCUCCUACAGAUUUGAACCUCUAGUGCAAAUCGCAACGACUCUGUUUGCAUACACCAUAGCCUUGCUCUCCACCAUCGCCAACAACUUCAGCGCAGGACUCUUCGCUGCUACAUAUGAACACAUCACCCACCCCCUCCUCGGCCACUCCCCAGCCUACAUCGCAAACAAAGGCAUAGAAGCCGGCACCAGCUCCGCAGCCGUGCUAGACUCCUUUCUCAUGCUUCCGGAAGCGGGAAUCACCACCGACCUGGCUCUUUAUCAUCCUGCUGGUGACGAAGACGAUGAGUUUGGGUCUGAGAGUACGGGCUCUGGCUGGUCAGGGACAUUCUUCGAUAAGAAGAUCUGGGAGAAAUUUGAUGAGUAUGUUGCUUGGAUUUUGGCUUCUUAUGUUGCGGAGAGGAAUGCGAGGGCUGAGUUGAGGGUUGGGGGUGAUGUUGUUGAAGAGAAUGGGGAGGUAGACGAGGAAGAGGUGGAGGAAGAUGAGGAGGAUACGAACGAGGACCAUGAUGAAGAGGAUGACUACGUGAUCAUCAAUGACGACAUGUUUGACGACGACGAACACGAGGACGAGCAGGCUCCUCCCAAGCACGAUAAUACAUCAAACCAGGGCGUCGGCGCCUCGAUGGCCCUGCUCGAACUGCAUGAUGCCAAAUUCAAGGAGAUCAUCGCCCAGCACAAGGGGUCCCUCACCCGCGAGACUCCUCGAAUGCAGAUCAAGCGGAAGGUUGCUCAGCUUAGGCAUGUCGUGAUUAACAAGGCUUCGCCUAUCACGGAGGCGGAGUACAAUAGGCUUGUAGCCGCCAGCUAUGUCUCCUGUCUUUCUCAGUCGGCCUCCAGCAAGGGUUUCAUCUCUCCCAGCUCAGUGUCCAGCAAUUCCUCAAAACCUCCUCACUCGGCCGCCAGCACUGUCUCCGUUCCUACCGGCUGUAUCUCCAGAAAUGCCUCCAUCUCCCCCAGCUUAGGGUCCAGCGAUGUUUCUAAGCGUCUCCAAUCAGCAUCUACCAACACCUCCAUCUCUUCCAGCACAGUGUUUAGCAAUACCUCAAGCCCUCCUGGCUCAACCUCCAGCAAUGCCUUCAGCCAGCUCAGCUCAGCGCCCAGUAAUGGUUCCAAUCCUCCCAGCUCUAACACCAGAAAAGCCUCCAAGCGUCCUCACUCGGCCUCCAGCAAUACCUCGAAUCCUCCCUCCAGUAAUGGCCCCAUUCCUCUUAGCUCAGCGUCAUGGGGGAAUGCCUCACUCCCACCCAGCUCAACCUCCAGCAACGCCUCCACUCACCAUGGAACCUCAACCAGCGCCGUGCCCUGCACAUCCACCAGCCGUGCCCCUAUCCAGGCUACCUCUCCGACGAGCAGUACAGUCCCAAGCACUUCUUUGAUGAACGAGCCUCCAACCGGCACCAUACCCAGCACCAACAUCCGACCCAAAGAACAAGAACAGCCCGAAGAACGACCCUCAACCUCCAGCUACCACCAUCCAGAAUCAACCACCAGCACGCCUCUCACACAAGAGCCACAAGAUACCACACCCCCAGAACAACCCACACCCACAGCUCCAACCUCAAGCCUCAACCACAACCCAGAACCAACCCCGUCCCCAACGCCCUCAACACCCAGAAUCAAACCCCAAGAACUGCAAACACUCCACCCCCAACUCGUAACCACCACACCCCUUAACCUUAACCGAAACUCCCAAAACCCCCAAAUCACCCCCAACCAAACGAACCCCCCAACAACAAAGCUAACCGUCGAAGAACGCGAAGACCUCCUAGACCUAAAAACCACGCUAAACCUCCUGCUAAACCAGACCGCCAUGCGAAUCGACAAAAACCCCAAGUACGCAGAGCACGCCGCCCUCGCUCUCCAGCACGCCGCAGCGACAGUGACCUCCCUCGCAGCAGCGCCCCGGAUGCCCCGGUCCCCCCCGCGGCAGCAGCAGCAGCUACCGAAAAACUUCAAAUCCGUGGGAUUCAACCCCAUGGUCACCCGCAUCGAGACGAAAGGGUGGGUUUGGGUGGGGGUGGGGGACUAUGGAGGGAGAGGUGGUUGGGGAGGGGGGGAUAUUUAUUUCUUAUCAGGGUUUUGUGGUGUCUAG
This is a messenger RNA of Aspergillus homomorphus CBS 101889, 2130 nucleotides long. RefSeq lists its product as uncharacterized. Bases 1 to 2130 code for a protein of 709 amino acids. Lineage: Eukaryota; Fungi; Ascomycota; Eurotiomycetes; Eurotiales; Aspergillaceae. The record is from RefSeq and is a predicted model, not a curated record. The transcript has 3 exons.